CCUCUUCCUCCUCCUUCAUCUCCCAGCCAGUCUCCUGAGAGCCGGACGCAGAGUUUAGUCUCUCAUCCUCUAAUUAACAGAGACUCUUGUGCCAUUUUUGCAACCUCUCCCCCUCAGCUUCCAAUGGGCCAGAGAGACUGAUCCAGCUGUUUGCGCUGCACACAUGGAUUGUUGCACCUUUGCUGCGGUUCUGGGAUGUUUACGCAUCGUCCUGCUCUGGGCUCUGCAACUAGGAGCGCUGGCGCAACACGCUCCGGAGUGUUACCCUGGAGGACAUCGGAUCUUACGCAGCCCCUACCGCAGCACCGACUUCGACUCCACAGAGAUCCAGAACACGGCCAUCCAGGACCUGAUCUGUGACCACUCACUGUUGGCCGCCUGGUACCGAUUCCGGAUCAACAACAAGCCGGCAGAGAUGCCAACCAGCUGCAUUGAGAUGAACCGCUGUGGUACCCAGGCUCCAAUCUGGCUGUCACUGAAGGACAACUCUCUGCCGCGACCCGGCCAAGUCCGCCAGCUCUCCGCCUGCGCCACAUGGCAGUUCUUCCAUGGCAGCGCCAAAGACUGCUGCCUUUUCCGCAUCCCCAUCACGGUGAGGAACUGCGGCGACUUCCUGGUCUACUACCUGCAGCCGACGCAGGGCUGCAUGGGAUACUGCGCUAAAGUUGCUCCAGAAUCGGGAUCCAGAGUCUGUUUGCCAGGAGAAGUGGAAGUUAACGGACAAUGCAAAGUUUUGGUUCCGUCUUUGCCUUCCCGGCCGGUGAUCACCCCAGAGCCCAUCGGACACAGCGUCCACCUCCGGUGCUCCUUCAUCCCGCCGCCCUGGAGCCAGACGCUGGGCUUCCAGGUGGUUUGGGCCCGACACAUCGGCCACAAGAUGAAGGCCGAGAUCAGGCAGGAGUCGACGCUGAAGCCCUUCUCCCUGGUGGAGAUGGACGGCGUCCACUUCAGGCUGGGAGAGACGUUCUCAUGUAGUGUGUCAAUUUUCAAAGUUAGUGCCAACAACACCAGAUCCUCUGCAAAGGAAAGUGAAAGUUUCUACGCAGGAUUAAAGUUUUCUCCAGACUCUCUUCACAUAGCAGAGAACAACAUGGAGCAUGAAGUGAGCGUCCACAGCACAGUCCCCAUUCCCUGCUUCAGCUCUAACCUUGGCCGCCAGUGUGGAGUCCCUCUGGCUCUGAGUGUCCACAAUCCAGAGAGCCUGAGGCAUGAGGUCCCCAAUGUGGUGUUGUCGGCCUGCCAGGUGGAAAUCCAGCCAGAAACCUGCAGGGACGGCACCUGUGGCAGCGCAACAUUUGUCCUCACCGCUGUGACGGAUUUCACACGCGACGGAAAUAGACUGAGCCUGGUCUCCGUUUUGCCUGGACCUGGUGCUCCGAGACUCUGGAGGAGCUAUAUCCCAACAUCUCUGAAGGUCAUGGUCCAAGACAUUCCCACCUCUAUGUGUUACUCUUUGACUGAUCCACAUGUCAUCACACUUGAUCGCAGGCGUUAUGAGAACCACCAGACUGGCACCUUUCUUCUGUACCGAAGUCUUGCCAGGAGGUUUCAGGUCCAUUCUCGCCAGUGGGACUGCGGCAGCAGACGCUACUCGGUUGCCUGCAAUUGUGGUGUUGCUGUGCAAGAGGGGAAUGACAUAGCAAUUGUUGACAUGUGCAAUGGCCAGCUUCAAGAAACCCGACCUCAACUUAUUGUAAAGAACAUUGGUGAGGAGGGGAGUCGGGUUAGGAUCCUGGAAUCCCAUCAGGGAAAGAAGGUCACCUUGAUGUUUCCCUCCGGGGCCUUCGUCAGGGCAGAUGUAAGCGACUGGGGGAUGAGCUUGUCUGUCCGAGCUCCAAGCAUCGACUUCAGCAACACUCAAGGAUUGUGUGGGACCUUUGACCACAACAGCAACAAUGACUUCCAUGGUUCCAAUGGAGGCUUUUAUGGUCCUGAUGACUUGGACCGCUUCAUUGAGGACUGGAGGAUAGCUCCUGGUGAGAGUUUAUUUGACAAUACACCGCCUCCGAUCGUGCAAAAGGCCAGGCGUCCUUUCUGUCAAUGCCACAAAGAGUAUACCCCAUCUCAACAAUAUAGCAGAGGGAUGGUUCAGAGUCCUUUAUCUCACUCUGACUGCUCUGCAUACGAUAAUGUGGAUUACACAUCUGUUUUUCCUUCCAUGGAUACAACAGUGGAAUACAUCAAGAGUCCCAAAAGAGAGGAAAGCUUCCUGGAAGUGUCUGCUUUGAGUAGUCAUCCUCUGGAAGGAAGGCACUUAUGGAUUAAUGGACAGAGAAAUCAACAUGGGGAUGAUUUUGAACUGGAUGGUGAGUUGCGAGAAGAUUUUCUGCUUUCACCAGACAGGCCAAAGAGACAGGCUUCCUUUGAUUUUCAGCCCAUCUUCGCUGCUCAGAGCCUGAGCCAAACAGAUUUGGAAAAUUUUGCCUACUUUUUUCCUGAAGAUCACCUGGCAGAAGCUAGACCAAAGGUUCAACCCCAGUGGCCCACACCAACUGGACUGACCUCAGCCAAAGCCCUGGAGGUUUGCCAGAUGGCCUUGGUCAACUCCACCGUUGGUGUCAUGUGUGGAGGUCUGCUGGGACGCCAUCUUGUUGAAGCAGUGGAUCUCUGUAUGAUGGACCUGCAGCUAAAGGAUGACCUGGGUUGGGAUGAAGCUCUACUGCCGUUUCUGGAAAAUGAAUGUGAGAAGCAGCUGCUGGACAACCGCACCCAGCGAGCCAUGGAGGUUCAUACUCCACCAGGUACUUCAGGGGAAGUGGUGAUGGCAUUGCGCUGCCCGAACUUGUGCAACGGAAAUGGAGAGUGUACCGAGUGGGGAUGCCAAUGUUAUCCAAGUUACAGCAACCAUGACUGCAGUCUUGCCAUCAGUCAGCCUAUUGAGAUAACCGAUUUGGAAAACGGUGGACUAUGUGACAUCCGAACCUUUGACUGUCGCGGUGUUCGAGUGUUUGGCCUCGGCUUCAUCGACUCUGCUGACCUGAGCUGCCUCACCACAAGACUAAAGUUCAUGAACAACGGUUGGGUUCCAGAGGAACAGCAGAGGACAAAGGCAACUUUUCUCAGCUCCAAGGCUUUAGACUGUGCCGUUCCAUCACUGAGCAGUGCAGCUAUCAGUACAGAGGACUUCAUGAUGGACGACAAGCCAUAUGCACGAUGGGACAUUAAGGUGACCAAUGAUGGAUUCCAGUACAGCCAGGCAAAGAUGCUGACGAUUUAUGACGGAGUUUGCCAGGUCUGUGAGGCAUCGCACUCUGGACUCUGUAAGUUAAAGGAGAAGACGUGUAACAUAGACGGGAUGUGUUUUGCAGCCGGAAGCGUCAACCCCAGCAGCCCCUGCCUCGUGUGUCAUCCUGACACCUCCAAAUUCACCUGGUCUGUAAACCAAGUAAACAAGCCUCCAUCUUUCCACCGGCCUCAGAGCAGCCUGCGGACAUUUGCCGGAGAGAAUUUCGUCUUCCAGUUUGCAGCGUCUGACCCAGAGGGCUCGGCGAUCCUGUUUCAGCUGGAGGACGGACCGGAGGGGGCUGCGCUGUCUCCUGCUGGCCUCCUCAUCUGGAGGGUCCCUUUGGUUCUCCUGAAGGAAGAAGUUCAUCAGUCCUUCAGUUUCACGCUCUCUGAUGAGUGCAACGCCCAGAGCACCUUCACGGCGCAGGUUGAUGUGGUGCCAUGCGGUUGCCUGAACGGAGGGACUUGCGUGACGGACGUCAGUUUUCCAGCUGGCAGUGGGAAGUACCUUUGUGUUUGUCCUGAGGGUAAACAGGGCAAAUUCUGUGGCGAAGACAUGGAUCAGUGUUUGUCGUCUCCAUGUUCAGCCGGUAGGUGCAUCCACACCGCCAGCGGCUACAGAUGUGAAUGUCCUGCUGGACUGAGAGGUUUAACAUGCCUGGAGGACAUCAAUGAGUGUGAGAGGAAUCCAUGCUUUCCUGGAGUCCAGUGCAUCAACAGCAUCGGCUCCUUUAGCUGUGGUCCAUGCCCCAAAGGCAUGCUGGGAAAUGGAACGACUUGUACAGGAACUACAAAGGCCCAACAUGAGUUGAACAUUUUCCCUGGAUCCUUGUCUUUUGCAGCUGCCUUUAGGCCGGAUGCCAUCAUCCCAACACCUUUUCCUCUUACAACUGUUUACAAGAUACCAGAUGUUCUGCUGCGAGUCCCAACAAAGACGGACUCGCUCCACAGAGCCUCUACCUCUUUGAACCCAGAGGUGGGCAAAGAGAGAGAGACUGGGGCCAAAGCAGAGUCCACCUCUUUGAGGAAUAUCCCAGGAAUUACCCCCAACUUAAAGGUCAGGACGGCGGAAACCAACAAGAGUGUGGCAGCAAAUGCUUCCCAAAACAUAGGUGGCCAACCAAGAAGACCUCAAACAGGUCCUUCGGUUUCAUCCAAAACCAUCAGCAACACUUUUGAGGACAACUUAGAGAGUACAGCCAAGCAAGAGAUGCUGGACCAGUCAACAGUCAGGAAUGAAGUCGGGAAUACUUCCACUAAAACAUCAGAAUCAGGUCCGGUUCGGUCUCCAGCUGUCCUCGUCUCAGCAACAUGUGCCAGCAGGCCGUGCUUCCCUGGGGUCCAAUGCAUCAACCGCAGGCCUCCGCACGUUGGCUACGUCUGCGGUCGCUGCCCCCCUGGACUUCACGGCAAUGGUCGCAUCUGCAUGAAGACCCCCAAGGAAGGAUCCAAUGUCCUCCCUGAGAAGCAGAUGUUUGGUAAAUCCAGCCGAUAUUUGCAUGUAAGCAAAGCCAAACCUUUCCAACUUCACAUCCACCUGCCAAGCUUCCCAUCCAGGCAAUCUGUCAGGCGUCCACUUUUAUCAGUGGCCACACAAGACAAUCCACCACGUCAGCAUUUAUCAUCACAGAGAGGCGGUGGAACAGGGAGAAGGGAAGCUGUGUCCUCUUCCUCCAGGGACACUCCAAGGACAUCGUCCAAUGCGUUAUUCAAUCCACACUCCACUCACGAGAUUGCCAUCUCCAGAUCUGUCACCAGGACAUUCACCAGGUCAAGAACUGGAACCUUUAGCGAGUCGGGUCCCAAGAUAACCCAGAAGUCUGAGCGAGCCACAGCCCUUAAAGUGACGCCACCACAGGGAGUUCAGCCACAGCUCAAGUCCUGGACGCCUCCAAAGCCUGCACUGCCUCUCACCGCCGCCCUCACAGCUCUGUCCUACACUCUGUCCGAAUCAGAGUUCUCCGCAGAUGGAGACGAAUUUGAUCCACUCCCCGAGAGUCCACAAGCACCCCCAGCACCAACUCCUACACCUCUUGUCCAGGCAGUCUCCAUCUUCACACCACAUAAACCUACGUCCAAUCAUCUCAAAAUAUGGAGCGACAUAACAGCCAACAGUCAUGUGACAGCCUGCUCCAGUAAGCCUUGCUUUCCUGGGGUCCAGUGUGAGCCGGCGGUGGGCGGGGGCUUCCGCUGUGGGACGUGUCCUGCAGGAUACAUCGGAGAUGGACACGCAUGUCGGGCUGUUUGCAGGCACACAUGUGGCAGAAACAUGGAGUGUGCCGCACCCAACACAUGCCGCUGCAAACCAGGCUAUACAGGCUCAAACUGCCAGACAGCGAUUUGUGACCCGGAGUGUGUGAACGGCGGGGUUUGCAUUGCUCCAGGUGUGUGUGAGUGUCCCGGAGGUUUCCAUGGAGAGAUUUGUGAAGCAGCUCUGUGCAGGUUUCCAUGUGAAAACGGAGGCAGCUGUGUGGGACUGCAGACUUGUUCCUGUCCGUAUGGGUUCGUUGGUCCCCGAUGUGAAACCAUGGUCUGCAGCCGUCACUGCCACAACGGAGGCCAGUGUGUGUCCCCAGACGAGUGUAGGUGUCCUCCAGAGUGGACCGGACCGUCCUGUGAGACAGCUCUAUGUUCACCAGUCUGUCUGAACGGAGGAGCGUGUUCUCGGCCCAACGCCUGCGAGUGUCCCCGCGGUUUCUACGGAGCGCAGUGUCAGAACGCCGUCUGCAGUCCGCCCUGUAAAAAUGGCGGCAUGUGCAGGAGGAACAACCUCUGCUCCUGCCUUCAGGGAUUCUCCGGGGAACGCUGCGAGAAAAGUGUGUGUGACCCUGUGUGCAUGAACGGCGGCAGGUGCGUCGGCCCAGACGUGUGCGACUGUCCGUCCGGCUGGCGAGGGAAGAGAUGCGACAAACCCAGCUGCCUGCAGGCGUGUCUGAACGGAGGGGAGUGUGUCGGUCCCAACGCCUGCCACUGUCCGCCGGGCUGGCAGGGAUUUCUCUGUCAGAUCCCUCGCUGUGAGACGCCAUGUUUGUUCGGCAGCCGCUGCGUUCGGCCAAACGUCUGCGCCUGCAGGGCCGGGUUCGCCGGGGCUCGGUGUUCACAGAGGCUCCCCGUCUCUCGCGGCUGAAGAUCAGCGGAUUAUUGAUCCAAACUCUCUGACUACUGUAGAAACCAGCCAUGUUCAGGUUCCUCGCCUAUAAUCUGACUUUCUCUAUCAGUAUUUAUUUAUUUGGAUGUUUUAUAUUGUCACAUAUCCUCGAUGUAUAUAUCUUAAUCACUUUGUAAUCUGCUGCUUCCCAUCAAAUCUUUGUUUACUGGAUGUUUUGUAGGAGAAUAAAAAAGUGUUUUAUUGGGAUUUCUGAUUGGAUCGGUCUAUUUCCUGGAAUUUGAACUAUUUGAACUUUCAAAUCGGUUAAAAUAUCCAAUGAUAUGCUUAAAAAAUACUCCAUGUUUCAAGGAGUAAAUUAUUCUGACUAACUUAUUCUAGAUUAUUUGAACUAAAGCAAAAGCGGACUGUGGAUUAGGGUAACUUUUCAAAAUAAAACUCAUGCAUUCUCUUUAAAAUGAAAGUGUUAAUUUGUGGAUCUGAUCCAAAACAUGAUUGUGUUCCUGAUGAAUGAAGCUCAGCAUAAGCUGAGAUACUUUUCACAAUAAAAGUCUUUGUUUUUUCAUGGUUUAAUUGUUA
Molecule: messenger RNA, 6910 nt
Organism: Xiphophorus hellerii (green swordtail)
Lineage: Eukaryota; Metazoa; Chordata; Actinopteri; Cyprinodontiformes; Poeciliidae
Product: von Willebrand factor D and EGF domain-containing protein
Exons: 34
Coding region: 164-6352 (2062 amino acids)
Molecular function (GO): calcium ion binding
Source: RefSeq, a predicted model, not a curated record